Molecule: messenger RNA, 809 nt
Organism: Mangifera indica (mango)
Lineage: Eukaryota; Viridiplantae; Streptophyta; Magnoliopsida; Sapindales; Anacardiaceae
Product: LOB domain-containing protein 29-like
Exons: 2
Coding region: 1-699 (232 amino acids)
Biological process (GO): positive regulation of DNA-templated transcription; hormone-mediated signaling pathway
Cellular component (GO): nucleus
Source: RefSeq, a predicted model, not a curated record
AUGACAGGUUCUGGUUCUCCUUGUGGAGCCUGCAAAUUCUUGAGGAGAAAAUGUGUGAGAGGUUGUGUUUUUGCACCUUAUUUUUGCCAUGAACAAGGUGCUUCCCAUUUUGCAGCCAUUCACAAGGUUUUUGGUGCAAGCAAUGUUUCAAAGCUUCUUGCUCAUCUCCCUGUCAAUGACCGUUGUGAAGCUGCAGUCACCAUCUCAUAUGAAGCUCAAGCUAGGCUUCAAGAUCCCAUUUACGGCUGCGUUUCGCAUAUUUUUGCUCUUCAACAGCAGGUUGUGAAUCUACAGGCACAACUUGCUUCUCUGAAGGAACAAGCAGCUCAAAGCUUUAUCAAUGGCUCUGCUCCUGCAAACCCUAAUGACAAAUAUUUUGGAAAGCUUCCUUCGCACCCACAAGAUAUUCACAGUUGGUUUCACCAAGAAAAUUCAAACAUUGAGUCACAGUUUAUUCCAAACCUUAACAAUCAUUCCACAACAAAUCCAUACUGUGAAAAUAGAUUCAAUAUGAAUCCAAACUCUUUCGGAAAUUAUGAAAAUUCAGUCAUUUCAGGAGAAGAUGUCUCAUUUGCUAGCUUCGGAGAGGGUUCGCAUUCCAUGAGUACAUUUGACAUGCAAACAGACAACUGGCAAUGGACUUUCAAAGACACUGAUGAUCUUCAAACUGUGGCCUUUGGUUAUAUUCAGAAUUCUUGAGAGAUGGGCUUCAGCGACAGAAACAUAUAAUUGGUGAAGACUACUCUGUCAAUUUUGAAAUAUUGCUGCUGCAUACUUUGAGACAUGCACUUUUGUUGCCAUAAAUAAAA